AUGCCCGCAACCGCCUAUGGCAACUUCCACGACCUCUGUCGCGACACUGGCAAUCUUGGGUCUACCUUACCAGUAUGUAAUCUCUUCGACCAAGCUUCCACGCGAUUCGGAACGGGCUGGAAAGGCUGUAAUCUGACCGGCAUACCGCUGAAUGGCCACAAUCACCUCACCAACCUAGGCUCGAUACUUCUUUGUGGCAUUGCAAUUGUCGCCUCCAUGUUCUUGAUAUGGAGAUCAGAACGAAAGAAGGCAGCAGUUGGUCGAAGGGAGAUGCAACUUUUUCUCGUUGGCUUCAUCAUCAUAGAAAUCUGUGAAAUCUUCACAGUCGGUGGAUUCCCGCUCAACAGUGUUGUGCGACGGGCUUUCACGGCGGUUCAUAUCGCUGCCAUUAUUGCGACACUCUGGAUUCUAAUGCUGAACGGUAUCGUUGGCUACCAGCUUCUUGACGACGGCACCCCGGUGUCAAUUGGACUGAUGAUGGUUUCUGCUGCUUUGAUCUUCAUUGGGACCGGGUACAUCGCCCUCGACACAGGUUUCAGCUGGACUAAUUACUGGGAUGACACAUUAUCGGGGAACAAUCGCGCGUAUGCACUCUACACCCUCUAUCAGCUUGCGCCCUUGGUGUUCCUUGUCGUAUUCUUCCUCCUCGAGGCCUUCUUGGUGCUCAGAAUUCUAGGAGAGAGAAAACCUAUGGUGUAUCUCAUUAGCGCGGCUCUGCUGUUUGCCCUUGGACAGAUUUUCCAGUACGUGAUCAGCGUCCACAUUUGCAACGGUACAAAUGGAAAGAUUAAUGGAGGCCUGUUUGAAACCCUAUUUACCUUAUGCGCUGUUGUCACAAUUUGGGUAUUCUGGUCGAGCAUCACGGAAGACGACUGGCCAAUGCCAACGGUGGCAGGUUCAGGAGCGUAUCAGUAA
This is a messenger RNA of Lindgomyces ingoldianus, 915 nucleotides long. RefSeq lists its product as uncharacterized. The record is from RefSeq and is a predicted model, not a curated record. The transcript has 7 exons. The coding region runs from base 1 to 915 and encodes 304 amino acids. Gene Ontology annotation, biological process: protein folding. Lineage: Eukaryota; Fungi; Ascomycota; Dothideomycetes; Pleosporales; Lindgomycetaceae. Gene Ontology annotation, cellular component: endoplasmic reticulum membrane.